Molecule: messenger RNA, 1175 nt
Organism: Hypomesus transpacificus
Lineage: Eukaryota; Metazoa; Chordata; Actinopteri; Osmeriformes; Osmeridae
Product: tumor necrosis factor ligand superfamily member 15-like
Exons: 4
Coding region: 10-777 (255 amino acids)
Biological process (GO): immune response
Cellular component (GO): membrane
Molecular function (GO): tumor necrosis factor receptor binding
Source: RefSeq, a predicted model, not a curated record
GAAUGAUAAAUGAAUUCAGCGUCAGUGCAAAACUUCGAAGCUGCUAUUGCCGAAAUGUACACUCAAAACACCGACGGGUUUGCGGGGGAAACUGUGACUGUUCUACCGCCACAUUAUCAAAAAGUGAAGCGCCAGGAGAUGUGUUUGCGUCUAGUCACGCUGCUAUUUCUGAUGAGCUGUGCCGCUGCUUAUUUCCUGACCCUUCAUGUCAGAAGUGAUCCAUCUACGAAUCCUGUUUUGCAACACACUGCAGGCAGCUCCCAGAAGCAAGUUUCCUCAAGUCAACUAUGCAGUAAGGACACAGGUGGUACCCUGGCUUCCGUGCAGUCAAAGCCAAAUGCGCUUGUCACAAGUCCUUCAAAUCGGGAGACUUUGUCAGACAACAGUAUUGUUCAGUGGUACUCUGAGAAGAUAGGUCUAGUGACACUGAAAGGAUUUACUUAUGACCAGGAUGCACAGGCUCUUGUGGUCCCUCAGUAUGGAAGUUAUUACAUCUACACAGGGAUGAACCUGCAGCUGGCAGCCAGCACCUGCGCUAAAAAUAACCAAACAUUUGAGAUGCAUGUCCUCACCCACCGGCCUAGUUACCCCAAGGACAAGGAGUUUAUGGUGGUAAAGGAGAGUAUUAUGGGGUGCGGGGGUUAUAGGACUGUGUACCUGGGCCAGGUGAUGUUGUUGGAGAAAGGUGCUCUCCUGAAGGCCAAGAUCAUCAGUGGCAGUAAUAUGGUCCAGACCACCAAGGACUACUCCAUAUACUUUGGUGCUUAUCUCAUAUAAAUGCACAUGACCAUGUCUAUGCCAUCUGUGUCAUAUUUUUGGUAUUGUUUCUAUAACUAACAUGCAAGCAUAUUUAAAGUUAAUCUGUAAAGAAUCCAUGUUGAUUCAGUGAUAAUACGUGUGUGUUAUAUGCUGUUAUCAGGCUUUCUUUGUACCAAAGCUGAGCAUUAUGGAUGAUUCAUAGAGGAAUUUCAUUAAAUUGUGCUUGUAUGAAUCAUGUGUAACUUAACAUUUUAAUUAAUUAAUUUUCAUACAUUUUAAUCUGAAAAAUGUAAUGCCCAACAAUCUUAUGUGGGCUAUGGAAACUACUGAUUUGUUUUAUAUUAAAACUUCAUCUUGAUAAGAUCAAUCUAUGACAAAGUAGAAACUACUUUCCUACCUUCGAUUAAAAUGUCACA